UGUCCUCUCACACCUACCGACUAAGCUGACAGAUGGGCGGUGGCGGUGACGGCAGCGAGAGCUCGAGCGGUGGCGGCUUUCCUGGCUGGAGUUGUUCCUCCUCCCUCGCCGGAAGUAGCCGUGGUGCCGCCAUCCUCGUGGCGGACAGUAUGGCAGGCGGGCAGCGAGGAGAGCGUGGCACUGGCCAGCCGCGCUGUCGCCGCAGCGAUGGCAGGUCUCCAGCGCCCGCUGUGGCAUGGCCUCGCAUCCGGGACUUGCGUAUGUUUCCUCAAGAGGUGUGGCAGCGGGGCGAGCCGGAGAUGCGACCGGAGUGCGGGCGGGUUGUCAUCGCUCGUACUGCUGGCAUGGUGGCGCUCGAGCGAGAUUUCUAUGGCCGUGUCCUGUACGCCACCAUCAUUGGACAGCCGCGGAGCGUGGUGAUGCCGGAGGCACUAGCGGCGGCGAUGGAGUCUCACUGUGUUGUCCGACGGAAGACAACCAAGCAGGAUUUCUUUUCAACGCUGGUCAAGCUUCUCGCGUGGCAAGCCGGGAAGCUCGAGUACAAGACGUUGCUGAGUUUGGAGAGGCUGCUGGAGGAGGCUUGGGAUGCACACACCGUCAACCUGGUGCUCGCCGGUGUCGACGGCGAGCUCAUUGACAUGCUCCCGGCCACCGACAAGUGGGUGUUGCCGGUCACCGCGUGGCUGCGCAACCCUUCUGGGGUGCCAAAGGUGCUCACCGUGUCUGUUCCUACACCUCCUACGGGGUCAUGGAAGCCAGACUCCAACGACGAGAACGCACAUUCACCGCCGGCUCCAAAUUCUCCCACAGAGCGUGCAACCGUAGAUUUUCCAGUGAUUAUGCAUGUCAAAGAGGUCGUCGAUCGUGGCCCAUUGCUAACUGAAGGCUUGGCUGUAGAACUUCUCCCCGAUGAAGAUGAAGACAUUACCUGGAAGCAUACUUUCACCACCUGGUGCGGCAAGAUAGAUGGCACUGGCCCUGGACAAUAUGGCAAAGCUUAAGCGACGAUCAGUAGAGUUUGGUGUUUUCAUUUGAAUUUGUUGGUCUGUAAUGUUGAAUGUGAACUUGUCGUGUCGUGUUGUAAGUUUGUUACUGUUAGUUUGAUGUUGUAAUCCUGAAUGUUGUCUGUUACAACUGUUGUCACUUAUGUGAAUUUGCUGAUUUU
This is a messenger RNA of Aegilops tauschii subsp. strangulata, 1165 nucleotides long. RefSeq lists its product as uncharacterized. NCBI's taxonomy places the organism in Eukaryota, Viridiplantae, Streptophyta, Magnoliopsida, Poales, Poaceae. The record is from RefSeq and is a predicted model, not a curated record.